CUGGCAAGUAGCAAUCUAGCAAUACAUUGACCGCACAACAAAACGUCAGUUUGUCAGAAGUUUCAAAUUGGUUUAAACUUUGAAUAAUAAACGUUAUAUUAUGAAGAACAGUUAUAACUUUCGAAGAAGAGGGCAAUUAAGUAUAAGUUCUUACAAUAAUAUUCAAAAAUCGAAAUAACUACAUGUUAUAAUUCUAUGCAGAUUUUUAAAAUGAGCGUAAUUGAAGCAAAAUGGAAUUAUAAAAUAAGUUUAAGUGAAAUUGAAGACAGCUUUUAUAGCAAUUUCGAGUUACAAUUAAAUAAUAUAUGCGAAAAUGUCCUUAAAGCUCUGGAAGACGGUUUUUUAAUAGAAAGUAUUAAUUACCAAGCAAAUAUAGCUCAAACAUACGACGAAGAAUUGAAAUUAAUCAUUGAGAAUAAUAAAGAACUAAGACAAGAAAUUGCAUUACAACUUAAUGAAAUAACAAGGCAGCAAACCCAGUAUGAGAACUACAAGCAAGAUCAAAAACUUCUCACGCAAGAAAUAAAAGAAACACAUGAAGCAUUUUUAAUGGCAAAAAAAUGCUAUAAAAAGUUUUUAAAGAUAUAUUAUUCAAUAGAAUCUAGAAGUGGCAAUACACAGGUUAUUUUUGUGCAAUUUUUCACUGAAGCCAAAAAAGAUACAGAAAACUAUUCUGUUAGAUUGUUACGCAACAUAGAAUCAGGAAAAUAUGAAUUGCAGAGCAUCUACCCAAAACUCAAAACAUUUAAGGAUCUCCAAAGAAAGUUAAAAGAAACAAAUGAUGUCCCUGGAGUGCUGUGCUGUUUGAGACAAGCAUUUAUAUUAUUAAAAGAUGCUAAAAAAAAGUAAUAUUAUAACAUUGAAAAGCAGUUUAUUAAAAUAUACUUUUAUUUUAUAAACAUCACAACAUAGCAACCAUAGCAUA
Vanessa atalanta (red admiral) is the source of this 925-nucleotide messenger RNA. RefSeq lists its product as uncharacterized. The record is from RefSeq and is a predicted model, not a curated record. Bases 196 to 849 code for a protein of 217 amino acids. Gene Ontology annotation, biological process: chromosome segregation. Gene Ontology annotation, cellular component: Ndc80 complex. The transcript has 4 exons. NCBI's taxonomy places the organism in Eukaryota, Metazoa, Arthropoda, Insecta, Lepidoptera, Nymphalidae.